AUAUAAUCCAUGGCGAGUACGAGUGAGACACGAGCGUAAAACUUCGUAGGAAUCAGAGGUCCAAGAGAGACAAAAUGGAGGAGGAGGAGCAUGAGGUGUACGGAGGAGAGAUCCCAGACGAGGGAGAAAUGGAGGGGGAUAUUGAAGCUCAUCAUGCUGACGUUGACAUGUCCACCGCCGACGACGACGCCGUCAAGGAGUUGGACGAGAUGAAGAAGCGGUUGAAGGAGAUGGAGGAGGAAGCUGCUGCUCUUCGCGAGAUGCAGGCUAAGGUUGAGAAGGAAAUGGGCGCUGUUCAAGAUCCUGCAGCUGUGGCUGCUUCUCAAGCAAACAAAGAAGAGGUGGAUGCACGAUCUGUUUUUGUUGGCAAUGGUCAUUGUUGUUCCUCAAGUUCUGUGUAUACUGGACAUGUUACAAUGUAGUUUGAGGGUGGGUCAAAGUAUUCUGAUGUAUAAUUAGGAUGUCAUUAAAUGGGAGAAAAAUGUUGUUUGCAUGUUGUAAUUUAAAAAAAGAAAAAGAAAAAGAAACAAGAAAUGCAAAAGUUGGAAAAUGGGAGGAAAAAAAUAUCAAAGGUCUCCACCCAACAAAAAAAAAAUAUUUGCGAAGGUGAAAAAAAAAGCGUGAAAAGAAAAAGAAGAAAGAAUUGAAAAAAAAGAAUAAGUAAAUUUGGAAACUACAACAGUGAGUUGUAAGUGAUAUGAUUUAUUGAGGAGGAAAGAAGGGGUGUUUUGCUGAAGAUAUUCUAAGAGAAGGCUGGGACAAGUGGUAGGAUGUUAAUUAAAAAGCUUCAUCUUCAGUACACAAGAGGGCAGCAGCUUAUAUUUUGAAGAGCAAAGGAAAGUUGGGUUUGCAAUUGUGGUUGCAGAGCUUCGCUGCUCCUGGAAUGGUGUUGGUUGGUGGCUCAGGAAUUUGUGCACAUGUACAAAUGUGGCGAGGGGUUGAUUAUGCAUGCACACCUGAAGAAGUGCAGCAGCAUUUCCAAUCAUGUGGCACAGUUAAUAGAGUGACUAUACUGACAGAUAAAUUCGGCCAACCAAAGGGUUUUGCUUAUGUGGAAUUCCUUGAAACAGAAGCUGUUCAAGAGGCUCUCGUUCUAAAUGAAUCUGAGUUGCAUGGGCGGCAAUUGAAGGUUUUGCCUAAAAGGACCAAUGUUCCUGGUAUGAAGCAAUACAGACCUAGACGCUUCAAUCCUUAUAUGGGUUACCGCUUCAGGAGGCCAUAUGUACCUCCUUACUUUUACUCCCCCUAUGGAUAUGGGAAAGUUCCCAGGUUCCGAAGGCCAGCUCGAUACAUGCCGUAUUACUAGAAGAUUGUUUGCAUCUUGGGCUGGGGUAUACAUCUGGUUGAUGGGUGCGUAAUCUGAUAUAGGGCCUGUCAUCUUGUAUUAAUAGUUGAUAUUUAAUUUUGGCCUGUUAAUUCGAUACAUGUGUCGGUAUUGCUGAAGUACUGCGAACUGUAUGAAUAGAAACUAUAGCGUCCAUUGGGUGAUGUGGUUGAGGGUUAUGCAGGCAUGUGUGCCGUGUGAACUAGAUGAUACAAGUUUCUUAUUGCCAAAUAAUGCAGUUUUUGCUAUGCUUUUUGUUUGGGUGAUAUAA
This is a messenger RNA of Prunus persica (peach), 1595 nucleotides long. RefSeq names its product polyadenylate-binding protein 2. The transcript has 7 exons. The record is from RefSeq and is a predicted model, not a curated record. Bases 884 to 1306 code for a protein of 140 amino acids. Gene Ontology annotation, molecular function: RNA binding. NCBI's taxonomy places the organism in Eukaryota, Viridiplantae, Streptophyta, Magnoliopsida, Rosales, Rosaceae.